Fusarium odoratissimum NRRL 54006 is the source of this 186-nucleotide messenger RNA. RefSeq lists its product as uncharacterized. NCBI's taxonomy places the organism in Eukaryota, Fungi, Ascomycota, Sordariomycetes, Hypocreales, Nectriaceae. The transcript has a single exon. Bases 1 to 186 code for a protein of 61 amino acids. The record is from RefSeq and is a predicted model, not a curated record.
AUGCACCGUACAUCCCGUCGCAAAAUCCAAAUCACUGCUAUGCCUGCCAUCCAUUCUGCCGUCGUUAUCGCCAUCUUCCUCACUGUCGAAUCAGGCGAUGAGGUCGUUGGCGUUCAUCUCUUUGUAUCAGCUUUCGCAACUGGUACCAUGUUUCUUUCUGCGAGAUCAGAGUUACCUGAUGAAUAG